CUGUCCCCGCAGCGCUCCCUCUCUACGCUACGCCAGCAGCAGGUCGUAGGGCCGCCAAAUUUCCGCCCCAGGUCUCCUCUUCUCAGCGCCGCAAUUGCUUGCCCUAAAUCCCCGUUAUUGGCCUCCUCGGAACCCCGCGCGGGGUCUCCUUCCGCUCCGUUCAGCCCCGCUUGGGAGGAGCGUGCAAGGUCCCCCGGUCCUGGCCCCGCUGAUCACCGCCUCAAAUCGCCUCUUUCGCGCGGAUCCUCCGCGUUCCGCUCGCCUUCUGCGCAUACAGACCCCUCCGCCUUCCGCCUGCACUCCCCUUCCCCCAAUCCUCUCCCUUCCGCACGCCUGUCUCGCCCUGUUUCUCCUCUCCCCGGGCCUCUUCGUCCGCGAUCUCCCCUUCCCGAGUCCGCCCGCCCCCGAUCCCCGUUGCUUGGUUCCGCCCGACCUAAAUCUCCGCUCCCCUUCAUCUCUCCGCGCAACUCCGAGUUCGCAUCGGCGCGAAACUCCCCCGCCGCCGCUCCUUCUGCUGGUGUGGCUCGCGCAGGCACCCGCGGGUCCCUUAGGACUAUCCCGCGCAGCAGCAGUUGUCGCAGCGCCAGCAGCUGCGCGCAGGACGAGUGGAGCGACUCUGGCGCGGAGGAGGAGAUUCGCGCUUCCGCUUCUCCCGGUUCGCUUUUUAUCGCGCGUCCUGGCGCCCGUUCCGCCGUCCGCCCCACCCCUUCCGCUUCCGCUUGGGAUUCCGCGCAGCCCGCGCCGUCGAGUGUCAGUUCCGCCCAUUUCAGCGGUUUCACUGGCCCCGGCAAUAGACGCAGCAACAGCAGUCGCAGUAGCGCCAACGCCUGCGCUCAAACACCUCCGCCAACCACCUCCGCGCGCUGCCCGUCCCCAUUGCGCCGCGCGUCGAGCUCCGCAUCCGCGCUAUCCUCGCCUUCCGCGCCGUCACGUCCCCCCUACAGCUCCCCCCAGGCGCAGGUUGUGGGGGCCACGAACGGGGGAGACGAGAGAGCGACUGGGGAUUCGGAGCGGACGUACUACGGGGAAGCGGAGGACGAGGGGGGAAGCGGGGGAGUGCGCGCGAACCUGUCCGCGGACUGCGGGAGGCGGGGGCGACUGGCCGCCGCGGCUGCAGCAGCACGGGCGGAAGUGGCGCACGGGAUAGAGAGCGCGAGGCGAAGGGGGAACGGCGCGGAGACGCGCACAGGCGGGGGCGUGGGCGGUGGAGGGGGGAUGGCAGCAGGGGGGGGAGCAGGGGCAGUGACCGCGGGGGAUUUGGGAGCAAGAGGGGCCGCGUGUGGGAAGGUGGCAGAUAGAUGUGGUGGUGGGGCGGGUGCAGCAGGCGGUGGGGUGAUGGACCUGGGGCCGCCUGGGGGUGGGCGAGGUGGCGUGAGCGGUGGCGUGAGCGGUGGUGUGAGUGGUGGUGGGGGGCAGCAGCGCAGGAGUUCACUGGGCCUUGUUCCACGCAUGUCUCGCUCUCUCACCACCACCUCUGCUUCCUUCUCCGCUGCUCGCUUCCGUGCUGCUGCUGCUGCUGCUCGCGCCGCUGCCACUACCACCAGCACCGCUACUGCUGCUGCUGCGUCUUUCUUCUCUCCCCCUCUCUCUCUCGCUUCUUCCCCAAUACGGUCAGGAACCCUUGGGUCUGCCUCUGCCUCUGCCUCGGCGUCUGGUGGGAAGAAGCUGCUGCACAAGCGAACGCUGUCCAUGGGCAAUCCGCGCGCAGGUCGGUUCCACACGGUGGAGUCCGUUCUGGGGGUACACGCCACGUGGCAAACGGAGGAGGAGCAGCUGAAAGCGCUGCUGGCGCUGGUGGACGGCGGGAGCGGGGGAGGGGGAGCGCAGGGGGAGGGGGACGGGGACGGGGGAAGGGGGGAGUGUGGGGAAAGGCGCAGGGGAGCGGCGGGGGGUGCGGGGGAAGGGCAUGAGGCGUGUUUGGCCGCGCAGGAUGAGGUGCUGAUGAGGCGACUACCCUCGGCUGCUGAAGUGAUGGAAGGAGGGGGGAGAGGAGGAGAGAGGGAGAUGGGGCGAGGGAGAGAGACGGGGAGAGGAAAGGGACAGGGAGGAGGGGGAGAGGUGUGCGGUGGGGGCGGUAGGGAGCGGCAGGAAGGCAGCAGCAUGGGAGGGAUGGGGACUGAUUCUGGAGGAGUGGGUUUGAUGGGUGUGGAGCAGGGACGUGGGGAUAUGGGAACAGGUUUGCAAGCAUCCCCGUUAAGGAGAAAUCCGAGUUUGCCUGCGACGACAGGAGGAGAGCAGGUGGUGGGAUCGCCUGUACAGGCGUCCUCUCCUUUGCAGAUGCGGGCAUCGCCAGGCGCUAGGCGAGCAGAUGGGUGGGACGCGUGGAAGAGCGGUGUGGGGCGGUACUGGGUGGGGGAGGUAUUGGGGGAGGAGUUGGAGAGGGGGAAGACUCCUGAAAGGAAAGCAGGUGGGCUUGGAAGGGCGAGAACUCCGGAGAGAGUGGGAUUGGGAGGGGUUAGAGCACCUGAGUGGGCACGAGGGGGAGAGAGGCCGAAAACACCUGAGAGGGGAAAAACACCUGAGAGGCUGAAAACACCUGAGAGGCUGAAAACUCCUGAGAGGCUGAAAACACUUGAGAGGGGAAAAACACCUGAGAGAGGAAAAACACCUGAGAGGGGAAAGGCACCGGACAGAUUGAGAUUGGCAGAAAGAAGGGUGCCAGAAAGAGCAGCAGGAGCAGGAGCACGAGCAGCAGAGGCAACGGGUAUAGAGGCUAUGCUAUUGAGGAUAGCAGGGGUUGCAGAUGGGAGCAGUGAGUGUGCGGAUCGUGCAGGAACGGGCAGGGUGGGCGAGUCCAAGGAGGAUGGGAGCGGCUGUAGUGGGGAGUCGCAACCCCAUGGCGCUGCGCUACCCUCUCAGAGGACACACCCAGCAGCCUUGCUGUCUGCUGCUGGUGGUGCUGAGAGGGGGAUGGGGGAGGGGGAGGCGGAGAUAGACGCGGAGUGUGAUGCGGUGUCGGGGGGAUGGACGUGGCAGCAUGGUGGCUGGAGCGAGCGGUAUGGUGGGGUGGGCGCACAUGCCUCUCAUCAUGCUCACAAUGCGGAUGAUGCUUAUGCUGCUCAUGAUGCCUGUGUUGCCCCACCUGCUGCUGGAGGUCCCGUGAGGUCCUCCUCUGGUCUCGUACAUGUGCGAUAUGGUAUGGAUGGUGGGGAUGGUAUGGGUGGCACGUAUGGCCUGCACGAUUCUGACAGGGAAGAGCAGGGGGAGGAGCAUAAGGAUGGGAGUGGGGAUGGGUGCUCAGAGGGGCAUGAGGAGGCGGUCACGGGGUUGUGGCACACGGAGCUUGCAUCAGAGGAUUCAGAGUCAGGGGGCGGGUUAAGGCAUGAAUGUGCGUGUGGGUAUGCGCAUGGGUACGCGCAUGGGUAUGCGCAUGGUUACGGGCUUGCAUAUGGUGAGGUGGAGGAUUAUGAGGUAGAGUUGGUGGACCAUGAGGAGGAGGAGGAGGAGGGGGAGGAGGAGGAAGAUAGGUACAUGGAUCAUGGGGAGGCAGAGACAGAGAGUAUGUGUUAUGAGGAGGAGGAGGAUGCGGAGUGUGUGUAUGAUGGGGAGGAGGAGGAUGCAGUGGGUAUGUAUCACGAGGAGGAAAACACUGAUUACACGGAGGAGACUGGGAGCGUGGAGGAUAGACACGGGAAGGAGGAGGCGGAGGAGGAGGCGGAGGAGGAGGCUGAGGAGGAGGAGGAGGGAGACGUUUUCAGCGGGCAAAGGAGUGGGGGGGAGGGAAGGGAAGGGGAAGAAGAGGGGACAGUGGAGGGAGGGGGAGGAGUUGAGGGCCAGCCAGAUCUAGGGAAGAAGAGUCUGAGUGCGCCUGCUGGGUCCUUGGCUGCUUCUGCCUCUGCUUCCGUGAUUGCUGUAGGGCUUCAGCAGGUUGGUGAGGAAGGGGGCUGGGUGGAGAGUGCAGGGGACGCAGGAGGAGGAGAAGGUGAGGAGAUUGGGAGGGGAGGGAUGGUGAGGAGGGGAGAGGAGGAGGAUGAGGAGGAGGAUGAGGAGGAGGAUGAGGAGGAGGAGGAGCCGGAGUUGUUGCGGCGGAAGAGCUUUGGUGGGCGGAUGGGUGCCAGCUUUGGCGCGCUGCUGAGGAAGAGCAACACGCUUUCCAAGAUGGACCGCAAGCCGCCCCGCCCCUUCCUCGCCGCACGCACCCCCCCGCUCCGCUCCCUCACCAUCUCCCGCGCAGCCUCCGCGUCCCGCAAAGCCGCGUCCUCGGCCUCUCUCAAAGCCGCAUCCGCGAUCGCGCUCGCCACCACCGCAGUCACCAGCCUCGGCCGCUCCGCAUCUCUCCCCUACGAGUACGAAUACAAUGGCAUCAACCAGCCCAAGCGCGUGCACUUCCAGCUGUCAGAGCUCCAGCUCGCAACCAACUACUUUUCCAAGGAGAAUAUCCUCGGGCAGGGCGGGUUCGGGACGGUGUAUGGAGGCGUGCUGCCGGCGCCGCCGUUUGAGGAGGUGGCGGUGAAGGUGCUGAAGAGAGGGUCCGUGCAGGGCGACGGGGAGUUUGUGACUGAGCUGGAGCUGCUGUCGCGCACGGCACACCGCCACCUGGUGAAGCUCAUGGGGUUCUGCAUGACCACCACGCAGCGGAUGCUCGUUUACCAGCUCGUCGCGAACGGGUCGCUCACGGACCACCUCACAGGCAGCAAGCUCAGUGAGAACGGCCCGCUGCCGUGGGAGCGGCGGCUGCGAAUAGCCAUAGGAGCCGCCAAGGGCAUCCGCUACCUGCACGCCCAGCGACCCCAGAUUCUCCACAGGGACAUCAAGGCCUCCAACAUCCUCCUUACAAACAGCUUCGAGGCUAAGGUGGCGGACUUUGGGUGUGCAAAGCUGAUACGGGGCACGGAGAGCGUGGUGAGCAAGGCGACGGGGCUAGCGGAGGAGCGGCUGGUGGAGUUUGUGGACCUGGGCGUGGGCACCAUCGGCCACAUGGCCCCCGAGCUGCUGCUCGAAGGGGAGAUCAGCGCCGCCUCCGACUGCUUCGGGUUCGGAGUGGUGCUGCUGCAGCUGCUCACAGGCAGAGACCCCGUGGAUGCCGACAGAAGGCCGCUCGUCAACUGGGCGCAGCCGUAUCUGGAGGAGAGGCGGUGGGGCGAGCUGAUAGAGCCGUUCCUAUUGGAGUCGCGCCCGCCGGCCCGCCACAACUCCUUCCACUCCUUUGCGCUGCUCGCGCAGACCUGCGUCAGCUUCGACCCGCUGCUGCGCCCGCCCUUUGACCUCGUCGCUGCCACUCUCGAGCGCAUCCUGCAAGCCGACAAGGAGAGUGCGCCAUCCAUGCCACCACAAGCAGUGCGCCGCUCCCACUCACACUCUCCAUCUCACCCAGCGGCGCAUGCCCACUCCCGCUCGCACUCCUUCUCCCGCUCCGCCACCACAUCUGCAACCAGCAGGGGCUCUCCCCAGGUUGUCUCCGCUUCCUCCUCCUCCCACCACAACACUCACCAGCAACAGCAGCAGCAACAGCAGCAGCAGCAGAGAGAGGCAGGAGGCAUUAGCAGGUCAUUGUCUAGAAGUGGCAGCGCCCCCUGUCCGGGUCUCGAUGCUGCUCCUGGCGCUGCUGCCGCUGCUGCUGUUUCAGGGCUGGCAGCUGCUGGAAAUGGAAGCAACGGCACGAGCGCUGAGAAACACCGUCGCAGGAAGAGCCGUGGUGGCGGCGACAGCACUGGGCACAGCAGGGCAAGCAGUAGAAGCAGCAGAGGCAGCAUUGACGCUGCUGAUGGAGCGAGAGGCGAAUCAGCAGGUGCUGCAAUGUUUGCCGCUACUCCCUCUGGCACUGCAGCUGGUGUUACCGGACCUAGUGUGCCGAUUGCAGCAGCGGGCGCAGCGCAAUCGCGGGCGGAGGAAGUGAGGCGGCUGAUGGCUCUGGUGGAGGAGGGCAACAGUGAGCGGAUUGAGUGGGGUGAGACGCUCUCUCGUGUCCGUGAUGGCACAUCUCAGCAGCAGCAGCAGCCGCAGCAGCAUGCGGGCUGCGAUGGUAGCAGCAGUGGUGUUGAUGGUAGUGUAAUGGUGGGCGGAGUGGGGUUGUCGGACAAGGAGCUGUUCACGCGCCAGGACCCAUACGUCGUCCUCGAGUACGGCCAACAGCGCUUCCGCUCCAAGACAGACAUAGACGGCGGCACGAACCCCGCGUUCAACGCCACGUUCACGCUCUCGUUGCUGCCGGGUCUCAACGAGCUCUGCAUCGUCAUCUGGAACGAAAACGUGCUGCGCGAUAACGUCAUCGGCUCCUGCAGAAUAGCGCUGGAUAGGGUGCUGUCGACGGGCUUUGAGGACGGGUACUUCCCCGUGUACAACAAGCGACAGCACCAGCAUGGCUCCCUACGAGUCGUUCUCAAGUACCGCCCUCAGUAUUCCCCCUCGCCAUACCCCGCAUCAACCUACCCCCCACCGUACGCUGCUCAACCGCCCUACGGUGCUCCUCCUGCCGCCUACCCCCAAGCUACCCGCCCCAGCAAUACCCACCGUCAUCCUACCCUCCACCUCAGUCAUACCCCUACGGCCAGUCUCCUUACCCUCCCUCGUACCCACCUGCACAAGGGGGGGCGUAUCCCUAUCGCUGAGCUUCUGUUUAGGGGGGGUACUUGCAUAGACGUUGGCGCUGUUUUGGGUAGGUGGUAG
Molecule: messenger RNA, 6606 nt
Organism: Closterium sp. Naga37s-1
Lineage: Eukaryota; Viridiplantae; Streptophyta; Zygnematophyceae; Desmidiales; Closteriaceae
Source: the annotation of a GenBank genome assembly